This is a messenger RNA of Paramecium sonneborni, 1158 nucleotides long. Lineage: Eukaryota; Ciliophora; Oligohymenophorea; Peniculida; Parameciidae. The record is from the annotation of a GenBank genome assembly.
UAUGAGUAAAGGUGACAAGUCUCAAAAUAUUUUUGAUUAUAAAACUGAAACAAUUGACUAUUGGAAAUAAACAAUAGAAACAUUAUAACUAUCAGUUGAAUUUGAUGUAAGAGUCUUUCAUUGAAUUCUUAAUUAGGAAAAAUAUAAAUUAAUUGCUCCAACUCUUAUUGAAUAUGUUUUAGCAACUCUUCAAUUAAUGAUUCAAGUCAAAGGUUAAUAUAGUGAAGAUAGUUUUAUUAUUGCUCUCUCUAAAUAUGCAGUAUCACAAUUAUUUAAUUUAAGGAAUUCUAACAAAAAAAUGUUAAAAAAUUUAUGACUGCAUUUGUGAAUUCAUUUUAGUUUUUACUUAAAGGAAAUUAAGAGAUUUGCUAUUUUACAAUCAUGUUAAAUCCUGCUUAACUUAUUAAAGCUAGUUCUGAAUAAUUUUCAUUUUACCUCAAGUUAAGAAAAUAUAUUUAUUCCAAUUUUAUCAAUGAAAGAGAAACUAAAAUUAAACCACUUACUUUUGGUAUACUUUAUAAUUAUUUUUAGAAUAAUGGGUUUCAGUUGUUUCUAAAUAAAUGGAUAAUUCUGCUAUCAGUCUUAUUGGAAAUAGAAUUAGAGAAGAAGUUGAUGAAAAAUCUAAAGAUAAAAUACUUAAGAAUAAGUAAAAUCUCUUUUAUUUAUAUUUUUAGUGUAAGACCUUAUGAUCUAUUAAUUUAUUGCUAUGAAUUAUAAUCUUAAAGACUUUUAUAAUAAUAAUAAUAAUAACCUUAAUAAAGAUAACUUGCUACAUUUUCACCUUCAUAACAAAAAGAUGAAGAAAUACCCUAAAAAUCUUCUGUUUAACCUAUUCCAUAAUAAUAAUAAUAAUAAUAAUAAAAAUAAUAAAAAUAAAGUGAGCUCUAAACAAAAAUGAAAGAAGUUAUUCUAAUUCAUGAAAAUCUUGCAUCUAAUUAUAAUAAAUUAGCAAAUUUUGCAUAAUCAACUUAAGCUAAACUUUCUAAAGUCUUAAUACAAGUAAUUUAUUAAUUUAUUUAUUUACUUUAGAUUAAAUAAGGCUAAUAAUUAGAUGAAUCAGAAAUUAAAGAAUUAUAAAAUAUUCUAAAGUUUAAGGAUUUCCUACCAAAUGAUCCAGAAUAAACAUUAAGAAAUAGUGGAAUUUAUGAAUUUUUUUGA